This is a messenger RNA of Stylonychia lemnae, 543 nucleotides long. NCBI's taxonomy places the organism in Eukaryota, Ciliophora, Spirotrichea, Sporadotrichida, Oxytrichidae. The record is from the annotation of a GenBank genome assembly.
AUGCUCACUCGUGAUCAAAUGGAAGAGCAGCUUAAGCAGUCUGCUAAAGCUACUAUCUUUGAGCAGCAGUUCGCUUAAGCAUUUGAAAGAAUCCUCAAGGAGAAGAGAGAAGGCUCUAACAAACUCUAUGCUGAAAAGAAAGAUUGGCAGAAAUACCAAAGCCUUCCAUCAUAUUCUGAAUAAUAAGCAUUCACAGUUGAAGGAGAUGACAAUAAACUCAGAGUUGCAAAGUGGAAUUCACUUCUUAAGGAUUCAGCUUUCUACCUUGAUAAUCCAUCACUGAGAGACGAAAGAGAAAUGAAAUAGAAGCUCUUCUUUAGAUAUGAUGACUUAUUUGCUGAUGCAAUGAAGCCACCCCUACAAUCAAGAAGAGAUUUAUUGUCUUGGGCUUGCUAAGCAAAGAACGAAUCACUCAGAGCAAAUGAAGCUUCAGGGGAAUUAUUGGAAGAUUGCGAGAACUAUGGUGGACUCUUAAGAAAAUACGGACCAGACUAUGAAUAAUUGAAAAAGAAACUAGCACAUGUUAGAGGAUUAUUUGAUUGA